AUGGACAGCAACUCCCAGAUUCACCUGAGGAUAUUAGAACAAAGAGGACACGAGAUAAGCAAAGCAGAUUUAAAUAAAGGAAAAACUGAAGAAACUGAGCAAAUGAUGACAGAUGAAGAAAUAUUUGAAGAGGUAAAAGAAGAGGAAAGCCUUACAGAAAUAUUGGGGCCACCAAACACUACUGCGAAAAUAAAACCAGAUACGGCGUUCAAUUGUAUCAAUACGUGUAUAACAUGGGCUGAAGAAAAUGGUGUAUCCGCCAAGGAUGUUAUAGUCCUUCGAAACAUUCGAGAAAAAGUUUUUAAACAAAAACUACAAGUUGCAAAAAAAGCAGAUCUUAAUUAA
Molecule: messenger RNA, 345 nt
Organism: Parnassius mnemosyne (clouded apollo)
Lineage: Eukaryota; Metazoa; Arthropoda; Insecta; Lepidoptera; Papilionidae
Source: the annotation of a GenBank genome assembly